AAACGUAUCAUGCAUUCAUUGGUUUGCUUGCUUUUUGCAAAGUAACAGAAGAAGAAUUGUUCGUAAUUUUCGCUAACUCGAGUCCCUUCAACAAAAGGAAGCAGUUUUGCUUGAAAUCAACAAGUGAAUAUAAAAGUGAAAAAGUUUUUCAAGUUCAACGAUAGACAAACGAGUGCCAGUCACAACUCGUGGUCAAAGCGGAGGAUAAAACAAAUCGGCAAGGAUUAUUCUACCGACGAGCCUAGCAGCAUUAGACGUAACAAUUCCAACAAUUCGACAGCAAUUUCGCGCUGAAAAUCACCUUACAAGUGUUUGAAAGUGAAAGGCACCUACUUUGCAAAAGUUUCAGCGAUUAACUCAAGCAAGAGAACAUUUUGCGGAAAAAGUGAUCAAAGCAGAAAAAUAACAGCAGCUUAAACAGCUCAGUUCUUCAAAUCUUAUACAACAGUCAACUAGUAAAACAAAAAUAACACAUACCAAAAUGAUGGCCGUUGCUGCUGCCCAGAAGAACCGCGAAAUGUUCGCCAUCAAGAAGUCCUACAGCAUCGAGAAUGGUUACCCAUCGCGUCGCCGUUCCCUAGUUGAUGACGCCCGCUUUGAGACUAUUGUAGUCAAGCAAACCAAGCAAACGGUUUUGGACGAGGCCCGCACUAAGGCCAACGAAGAUCCCAGCUUGGAAGAUACCGUCGCCCAGGCCGAAGAACAGCAGCCACAAGCUGACGAUCUUCCGUACAAAUCGGAAGAGACCGAGUCCAACGACAAUCAGGAUGAAAUUGACGACGCUGGCCUAACGGAGGAGGAAGUCGUUCUGCAGAACGCCGCUUCCGAAUCGCCCGAGGCCGAGAAGGAGUUGGUCCGUGCCGCCGUGGUGGUUCACCUACGUGACGGCAUGGGCUCUCUGGGACGUAUCCUGAAGGCCGUUGAGACCUACCACGGAACUGUGGUGCACCUGGAGUCGCGCCAAUCGCGCAGCGACGGAGUCAUGUUCGACGUCCUCAUCAAGGUCGACAUGGCCCGGUCCAAUCUGCUGCAGUUGAUCCGUUCGCUGCGUCAAACCGCCUCGUUCGGCAGCGUUAGCCUGCUGGCCGAGAACAACGUCAACGUCAAGGCCCCGUGGUUCCCGAGCCAUGCCUCCGAGCUGGACAACUGCAACCACCUGAUGACCAAGUACGAACCAGAUCUUGACAUGAACCACCCCGGUUUCGCUGAUCAGGUCUACCGUGCCCGUAGGAAGGAGAUUGCCGAAAUCGCUUUCGGUUACAAGUACGGAGACCCAAUCCCACACAUCAACUACACCGAAACCGAGAACAAGACCUGGUCGGCCGUGUUCAUCCGCGUUAAGGAACUCAUGACCAAGCACGCCUGCUCCGAGUACGUGACCGUGUUCAAAAAGCUCGAGGAAGAGAAGAUCUUCGUCAUGGAACGCAUCCCACAACUGCAGGAGAUGAGCGACUUCCUCCGCAUGAACACCGGCUUCACACUGCGUCCGGCUGCUGGUCUCCUGACCGCCCGGGACUUCCUCGCCUCGCUGGCGUUCCGCAUCUUCCAGAGCACCCAGUACGUCCGACACAUCAACUCGCCAUACCACACACCAGAACCCGACUGCAUCCACGAACUGCUGGGCCAUAUGCCACUGCUGGCCGAUCCGAGCUUCGCUCAGUUCUCCCAGGAGAUUGGUCUUGCCUCGCUGGGCGCGUCGGAUGAGGAAAUCGAGAAGCUAUCUACGGUCUACUGGUUCACCGUAGAGUUCGGUCUGUGCAAGGAGAAUAACGAAAUCAAGGCCUACGGUGCCGGUCUGCUGUCGGCUUACGGAGAACUGCUGCAUGCCAUCAGUGAGAAGCCAGAGCACCGCGCAUUCGAUCCGGCCAGCACCGCCGUCCAGCCCUACCAGGACCAAGAAUACCAGCCAAUCUACUACGUCGCCGAGAGCUUCGAGGAUGCCAAGGAGAAGUUCCGCCGCUGGGUCUCGACCAUGUCCCGGCCGUUCGAGGUCCGCUUCAACCCACACACCGAGCGCGUUGAAGUGCUCGACUCCGUCGACAAGCUCGAAACCCUCGUGUCACAGCUCAACACCGAAAUCCUGCAUCUGACGAAUGCGAUCGCCAAGCUGCGACAGCCGUUCUGCUAAAGACAGCUGCACUAAGAAACUAUGCUGUGAAUUCCCAGUCGUCCAUCAAAUGACAUCAUCAGAGUGCCAUCGGGUGCCGUCGGCCUUCGAAAAUUGCCGAACCCGUCCCGUCCCCUGGCACUCGAGACCAAAACCCCCCAACGAAGCAAAUGACGAACGACAGGACAUUCCAGAAGGUUUUACUUUAACUACUACACACGAUCAACAGCCAAAAACUGCAACAGGUCAACAACAGUAUUCUCACACCACUCUCUCUAAUGGACCCAUCCUGGGACGCCAGGAUGGAGCAAUACCCCUUUGAUCCAACUCCCGAACCCCACCCGUGACGCAACAGAUCAACACCCCAACAACCUCGAGGCAGCUUUCGUUCAUAUUUUCCGGAGAAUAUGGACGCACCAAUGAAGCAGGAGAUCAACCCUGGCCUUUCGGGGCCGGGGUGGACGAAACACUUUCAGGCCAAACUUUUGGAAUUCGAUCAAAAUUUCGCGAUCUGAGUGUUCAGCGAAAUCAUCACAUCGCAAGUUCCAAAGAACUACCACGAAAUUUCCAGACAGGCACUAGAACCCUUGUUGCGACCAACCCUUCCCCUCCCCUUGUAACGUCCUCUAUUUUAUAUUUUCAUAAAAUAUCCCUAUUGUACAUCGAUCAUUGUAGAGUAGAGAUACUUUGUAGUAAACUAUCUUUUAUUUAAAGAUUCGUAA
Molecule: messenger RNA, 2829 nt
Organism: Ochlerotatus camptorhynchus
Lineage: Eukaryota; Metazoa; Arthropoda; Insecta; Diptera; Culicidae
Product: tyrosine 3-monooxygenase-like
Exons: 8
Coding region: 482-2128 (548 amino acids)
Biological process (GO): dopamine biosynthetic process from tyrosine
Cellular component (GO): cytoplasm; perikaryon; axon
Molecular function (GO): tyrosine 3-monooxygenase activity; iron ion binding
Source: RefSeq, a predicted model, not a curated record